UAAAGUAACCAGCAAAUAGCCCAGAAAAAGGUCGUAUAAAGCAAGAAGUUAUUAAAAAUUAAUUCCAAACUUGAGCAAUCAGAUAAAAUAAAUGCUGUACUUCUCCUUUACCGCUGUCUCUUAAGUUUAGUGAGAUUCCUGCAAUGAUGAUGAGUAAAGCUUGAAUCCGCAUCUUACCAUAAAUACUCGAUCAUUCCCUUAAUUAAUACUUUGACAACGAACUUUCAUUUCAAAAAAAAAACCAGAUCAUGGCUGCCUCAUUUGAAAUAACAAAAUCUAAUUCAAAUGAUACCCAUGAUCUUACCAUUAAUAUGGAUACUACAUCACCUAAACCAUCACUACCAUUACCAUCAUCAUCAACAGUAUCACCAAAUAUAAAAUUUCAUGGAAUAUUAUAUGGUGUUGUAUGUGGUAUAAUUCUAUGGAUUAUUCCCUACCCUUUAUACUUAUGUAUAGCCAUUUCAGUAACACCAUUUCUACUAUUCAGUUUUAUAAUCACCCGUUUGCUCCAAUUCUUUCAUUACAACCUCAAAUAUGUGUCAGAUGUCAAACGUUUAAUCCGCACUAUGCUUGCUUUUCUUAUGUUUAUCUUGAUGUUUGGAAUGGCAGUUAUUGUGAUUCCCGUAAUCAACACUCGGUAUAAAUACGUUCAUUAUAUGAAAGUACCCAUUUCUGAUUGGGUUACUUGUAUCGUUAUACUUUGCGGAUUUUACCUUUUUAGCACAAUCAUUUAUAUAAUUGUUAUGGUUUUGUUUAAUAAGAAAGACGAACGCCAAUUCCACCCCAAUCUGUAUGCUGUUCCUGAAGCCAUCACUGAGAUUAUUGAUUGUCUUGUUUUAUGGUGGGCUGAGUAUGAAAUUCUGAACCGUAUUCCUGCGUUGAAGGUUGAUCAAACAUUCUUCCAAAUUCCCACUUACGAAUUCAUUCAGGUAUUGCUUUUUCUAUUGAUUGGGAACAACAUCAUCAUCUUGUUUGUAUAUAUGUUAGCAAAUAUACCAACAACCAUUCUAUUUACACAACUUACCAAGUGGAAAUACGCAAAAGAGGCGCUUGAACUAUUUCUAGGAAAACUAGCGGAUAAAUAUCGUCUAAGGUAUUACCUCAAAGGACUCAGAAAAAGCAUCACCUUUGUGUUAACAAUUUUAAUGAUUUUACUUACAUGGAGGUUCUAUUUUGGGAAAUAUCUGGACCAUACUACCCUCCAAUUUGGAAUAUGGACUUUUGUGAGUAUUUUAAUAUGUGCCUUUCUUUGGCUUAUAAAAACUAUUUUAUUGUUAAGAUGGAGGGCUGAUUCUUGUUAUGAUAGAUUAAGUUCUAAAAUUUUAGACACUGGUGAGAAUUUGUACUUCCUUCUCUAUUUAGCCAAACUUCAAAAGAAUCCUGAACUUCUACCACAUAUCAAAAGUCCUAUACUCGUCAACGUGGUGGACGUGCAACGUGUGGCUAUCAACAUUUUAGCCAAUAACGUUUAUUUGCAUCAAUACAAUUUUCUCGUGGACAUCAAAAAUACCAUUCAUUAUCAUAUUGUGUGUGCUCCCCAACACAAAAGGUCUCUUAGCUUUGGAGAAAACUUGAAGCAAUUUAUGCUUGGUUCAAAUAAGGAUAAAGGAAAAAUCUAUUCCUGUUAUCAUCAACUUGUCAACGCUUUGUGCUGCUUACGUAAACAAAAUACAAAAAACAAUGAAAAAAAUUCUGAUGAUGGAGAAGAUAAUGAUGGGAGCAAGUUCAUGGAAUUGAUUAAAGAUUCAAGUGUAAAAAAUCAAGAAGUCGAUGAAGCAAAACUUAUGGCAUGGGUGGAAACGGCACAUAAUCGUUGUAAAAACCUUGCAAAUACAUUAAUUAGUGCCGAGGAAGUGACAAGUUGUUUGAACAACGUUUUAAUAGCGUUUAUUAUAAGUAUAAGUUUCAUAUUGUGGCUGCUUUUUACAAAGUUAGCAACUAUAAAAGUGAUAAUCUUGUUUUUUACGCCAUUGGUAUCUGCGGCUUUUAUUUUUGGAGAAACUUGCAAGAUCUUGUUUAAAGAUAUGGUGUUUAUAUUUCUCGCCUGUCCUUUUGCUGUUGGUGAUUUAUGUCUCAUUGAUGAUAAAUUGUUGGAAGUCAAAAUGCCUAAUGUUUGGAACACAACAUUCUCAAUCAUUGGAGAAGGAAAAGAAUUUAUUUAUCCAAAUUCGGCAUUGUCUGAGAAAGCCUUCAUUAACUACAAGACUGAUUUUGAUUGGAGUGAACGUGUCGAGUUCCUUGUUGACGAUUUAUCCAAAGAGAAAAUCCACGAAUUGACAACUACAAUUGAGAAGUAUUUGAAAGAUAAUACCAAGUUAUUUGUUGAAGAACAUAAUUUUGUGGAAGUGAAGACAAAUACAUCAGGAGAUAGUAUUAAGAUUGGUAUUGAGUUCAGGCAUAAUGAUGAGAACAUUAAAAAGAAAACAUACGAUGAAUGUUUUAAGGAAAAACGCAGGUUACGCUCUGAGUUUGUUCUUUAUGUACAAAGCUUGGGGAUUAUUCUUUUUAACAACAAAGACAAAGGGUCUAAACCUUCAGUUAAAACCCCUGCGAAUGGAAUUAAGCAAAAGUCUAGUGAUGACGAAGAAUAUAAAAGUAUGGAGGAAAAGAAUGAGUCAGAAAAUGAGAAUGGUAAUUCGCGAGAGGACAUGAUUAUAGAGGAAAAAUAUUGAGGAACAUUUUGUUGACUAUCUUUCAACUCGCAACAACUAAUACCUAUCUAUAUAUAUAUAUAUGUAUAAUGUGUGUACUUCUAUAUGACAAAAAGCAAAAGAAAUUGUAAAAUAAAAUAAAUAAAAGACAAGUGUUUUUGUAGCAAAAUCAUAUAUUGUAUCCAUAAAUAAAUUUGUAUUAAUGAUAAGUUUCUCUCAAUAAAAAUUGAGUUCUAU
Molecule: messenger RNA, 2888 nt
Organism: Amaranthus tricolor (Joseph's coat)
Lineage: Eukaryota; Viridiplantae; Streptophyta; Magnoliopsida; Caryophyllales; Amaranthaceae
Product: mechanosensitive ion channel protein 10-like
Exons: 7
Coding region: 249-2672 (807 amino acids)
Biological process (GO): monoatomic anion transport; detection of mechanical stimulus
Cellular component (GO): plasma membrane
Molecular function (GO): mechanosensitive monoatomic ion channel activity
Source: RefSeq, a predicted model, not a curated record